AUGCAUUGGUCAACUUCGCUACUUGGUCUGGUGUCGACUGGGCUUGCAGCUCAGGCGGGUAAACACUAUGCCAUCAUGGAUAAUGAUUGGUAUACAGCGGGUUUUGUGCCGUACCUGAUUGCCCUAGACGGCGAUGUGGAAAUUUUAGGCCUCGCCUCGGAUACGGCAAAUAGCUGGCAACCCCAAGUCGCUCUUCACGCCGUAGCAACCCUAGAAGCAGGAAACCUAAGCUGCAUCCCCGUCUACGCGGGCGCAACAUGGCCACUCAUCAACACACCUUUGCGCUUCCAAGCUUGGGAAACAAUCCACGGCAAACUGCCCUGGGAAGGCGCUUUUGCGCCCGAGAACAGGACUUUUGAAGCUGAAGGCAAUGAUCCUACCUCUGGCAAUCCCAAUCGCAUUGUCAAGGAAGCGUUCAAAGAGGGAUUCCCCAAAGGCCGACCGGACAACUCGACAUCUGCGGCGAAUUUUAUGGUCGAGAUGGUGCACAAGUAUCCCGGUCAGGUAUCCAUCUACUCAGCCGGAGCAUUGACAAACAUCGCGCUGGCAGUGCGUAUGGAUCCGAUGUUCGCAUCGCUUGCUAAGGACCUGGUUAUCAUGGGUGGAUAUGUUGAUUUGAACAUGCUUGAAGCUACUGGGAGUAUUAUGCUUGCUGAUUAUCAGUCUGAUAUCAACCUCAUGAUCGACCCCGAAGCAUCAAAGAUCGCCUUGACUGCUGAUUUCCCUAACAUUACCAUCGCUGGUAAUGUCGCUAAUCAGGUCUUCCCUACGGAGGAAUUCAAGAAAGAAGUCCUCUCCGUGCCGAAUCCAUACAGCAAGCUUUUCGAUAAAUACUACGAUCUCUCGUUCCCCUUCUGGGAUGAAACAGCUGCUGCAUUGAUGGUUGAUCCUACUAUUUCCGUCAACCAGACUUCAGUAUUCUUGGACGUGGAUACCUCUUAUGGGAGCCCUAAUUAUGGCAACAUCCACGUUUACCAGAAGGCUCUUGCACCUCAGGGAAUCCGAGAGGUGAACUAUGUCUUUGAGGUUGAUGCCGAUAGACUUAUCCAGCGGAUUAAGCACGCAUUGCAAUAUCCCAAGACUUGCGCCGAUUUGCAGUAG
Molecule: messenger RNA, 1101 nt
Organism: Penicillium antarcticum
Lineage: Eukaryota; Fungi; Ascomycota; Eurotiomycetes; Eurotiales; Aspergillaceae
Exons: 4
Coding region: 1-1101 (366 amino acids)
Biological process (GO): purine nucleoside catabolic process
Cellular component (GO): cytosol
Molecular function (GO): purine nucleosidase activity
Source: RefSeq, a predicted model, not a curated record